Messenger RNA from Symbiodinium sp. CCMP2592, 819 nucleotides. The record is from the annotation of a GenBank genome assembly. NCBI's taxonomy places the organism in Eukaryota, Dinophyceae, Suessiales, Symbiodiniaceae.
AUGGCUUCCAUUUCGCUUGCUGUGAUCCUUCUGCAGCUGCUUUCUGGGAGUUGUCACAUCCAGCCUGUACAGUUUCUAAGUGCGGAGCGUGCGGAGGCUCGAGAGGAGCCUUGGUAUUGGGCCCUUGCGCUGGAUAACAGCUCUGCUGCAGAAUUGAGAAGCCACUGGGAAGCCGAGAAAGACUACCAAGAGGCAAUGCGCAGUGGCAUCGAGACGAAGGCUGCGUUUCACAUCACUCUUCUCUUCAUUGGCGGUGCAACCGAUGAGGAGCUGGCUCAAAGAAACCCCAAGUUCAAAGAUGCCCAACACAUCCACGAGCUGCGGAAGGAAUUCAAGGCCAGGGAAGGCGAGAACUUCGAGGUGAGCACAGACGAGUUCGUAUGGGAGGAGGGCCGCAUCGCAGGUGUGCCCAUGCAGCUGGGGGGGUUCUACGACCACUGCGCAAACGUCAUUCCGCACACGACCCUCGGAUACAAGAAGGGCGUGAGUGCCGUGGAGACCAACACGAUGCUUGCGCGCCUUGGUGCCACCCGGAACUUCAGCGCCGGACUGCCUGAGUGGCUCUUCCAGCUCCAUGUCGACAAGUACACCGAGAAAAUUGCGAAGUACUGCAAGGUGACGGGCAUCGACUCACCGGAGCAGCUCUCGCAGAGAGCCAAAGAUGUGGCCGCCGCAGCCGAACCACAAAACGUCACGGCGGCGGCGCAGCUGGCGGGCAUCCUCGGCAACGCCACCCGCGGGGUUUUGCACGCGCAUCGCUUGGAUGCGAAGCUGAAGAUGACCGGCGUGCUGACAGCCAUGAGCAAGAACCAGCCGUAA